CGCCGGGGAUGGAUUAUUGAAGGUACCGCUUUGCUGUGCUGUACUGGAGGUCACGUAUGGCUGGAGGUGUCAGUCCCCUCCCUAGGUUCAGGGCAGCGCUCUUCUCCAUUCCACCAUGUGACCUGGCACACCUACACAGCGAAUAGCUUCCUUUUCUAAAGAACAUCCAAGAACACAUGCAUGUACGCUGCUAAUGAGUUACAUAAAUCCUGAAACUCAUCGCACUUGAAAACUAGAAUGAGCACAUGUCGAUGGUGUACACCUAGUGGUUCUGAUACCACUGAGUUCCUGAAGAGCUAUGCUUCUAAACGGUUGUCCCUGGAAGAUCUUGAAGGAUCCAAUGAUGAUCUCUGUUACUGCCUGGAGUGUGUGGUUGAAUACCACAAAGCGAGGGAAAAAUUGCCAAGGUUGCAUGAGGUCUUGUGGGAGUUGGAAACCUCCCGUCUUGUUGCCCACAUUGAGAAAUCCAUGCGGGAAAACGCUGGAGACGAUGAUGAGUUGUUAAUAGUGGAUGAGAACGGAGUGACACAGCUGUCUGGUUAUGUGGGCCCGGAUUUUGAGAAUAACCUGCGAGUGCCCCUUCUAGAAAUACUGAAAUAUCCAUAUCUGCUGCUGCACGAGAAAGUCAGUGAGCUGUGUGUAGAAGUGCUCUGUAGAAUGGAACAAAGUCACGACUCCUUUCAGGUCUUUGAGAAAUAUCCAGGAAUUUAUCUCUUUUUGGUACACCCAAAUGAAGUGAUUCGUCGAUGGGCCAUCCUAGCAGCAAGGAAUUUAGGGAAGGUUGAUAGGGAUGAUUACUAUGACUUACAGGAAGUGCUGACUUGCUUGUUCAAAGUUAUCGAGUUGGGGCUUUUUGAGAGUCCGGAUAUUUACAGCUCUUCAAUGAUUGAAAAGGGUAAACUCAUCCUUCUGCCAUCUCAUUUAUAUGAUACUGCUAACUACAAGAACUAUUGGCUAGGGAUUUGUAUGUUGCUAACAGUGCUGGAAGAACAAGCUAUGGAGUCCUUGUUACUGGGCCCAGACAAACAAAAUGAUUUCAUGCAGUCUAUAUUUCACACCAUGGAGAAAGAAGCAGCUGAUCAUUCUACUGACCCCUUCUGGCCAGCGCUGAAUUGUUUCAUGGUUAUUUUGGAUCAGCUCGGAUCUAAAGUGUGGGGUCAGCUUAUUGAUCCUGUCCAAGCCUUUCAAACCAUUAUCAACAGUGUGAGCUACAACAAUGAAAUAAAAAAUAUACGCAGUAGCUUUAAGAGAACAAAAUCUGAACCAGAGUCAGACUACGAUGAUGACAUGGUUACUUGCAGUCAGAUUGUGUAUAACUAUAACACAGAAAAGCCUCAAAAGGAUACUGGAUGGAAGACUGCCAUUUGUCCAGACUACUGCCCCAACAUGUACGAAGAUAUGCAGACACUGGCUAAUGUGCUUCAGUCUGAUAUUGGCAGAGAUAUGCGUGUCCAUCACAGCACGUUUCUGUGGUUCAUCCCUUUUGUUCAGUCACUUAUGGAUCUCAAGGACUUGGGUGUAGCAUAUAUAGUAGAGGUCAUUCACUACCUCUGCUCGGAAAUCAAAGAUAUUCUCAAUGAAAGAAUCCAGCAGUGUGACAAAAUCUCUGAAUUUUUUCUCCUGAUCUUGGUGUCCAUUAUUGAACUACACAGAAAUAAAAAGUGCCUGCAUUUGCUAUGGAUUAGCUCCCAAGAAUGGGUGGAAGCAGUGGUGAGAUGUGCUAAGCUUCCAGCUAUAGCAUUUACCCGGUGCGCUGACAAAGCAUCUGGACACUAUGUGAGAGGUUCAUUAGCAGUAUCUUUACAAGCUUCUAACUCUGUGCAGCACGCCUGUGUGCAGUUGAUACGCAGCCUUCUUAGAGAAGGCUAUCAAAUUGGGCAGCAUGCUCUUUGCAAGAAAUACCUAGACAAACUCAAUCUUCUUCUGCGAGGAAGUCUAUCUUUAGGUUGGCAGCUGAACAUCCAGGAAACGCAGGAAUUACAAAUAUGUUUAAAGCAAGUUAUAAGAAAUAUAAAGGCCAGAGCGCUGAGUACCCCUGCGCCUGUAGGAAAUAAUGCAAACUCUACAACUUUGUCUACCGUUUCUAUAAAGCAAGAGAAAAGCGCACAUGGUGAUGGAUACGAGGUGAGUGUACAUGGCAGAGAUGACCUUUGUUCACCAUUUGCUGGCAUAUCGAAGGAAGGCGGAGAUGAAGAUUGUCAAGAGAACCCUUUCCCUAGAAGAAAAAGUGCCUGGGAAGAGGAAUGUGGAGAUGCAUCUAAAAGUUCAAGAUCUUGGACAUCUGCAGAAGGCCUCUUGAAUAUUAAAAAGGAACUUAAUGACUUGACAACUCAGGAAUAUGUCUGGCCACAGAACUCUUUGGCAGCAAAAGUAUAUGGGAAAGUUCAGGAAAACAGGAACAAUGAUCUUGUGGCGGGUAAAUGCGAUACGGAUAAUCAGUACUUUAAUCCAAAUUCCCAGCGUUCAGAUUUCAGAAGAGGUGGAGAGUUGGAAAACAAAUGUGAAGCAGGACCCAUAACACCAAUGUGUCUGGCUGCUCAAGCUCGUAUUGGUUCUCCAGAACACGCUUGCAGCUCGGAUGUAAAGGAAAGCAGUAUGUCUCCUAGUUCCUCUUUAAAGCUUAAAGUAGAUGCUCAUAGACUCACAGAUUUGAAAAACAAGGUACGGAAAACUGAAUGGCUCUCAAAAGUAUUGCAGCCAGCGAAGCCACGCGACUUGAAAAACUGCAGUUUUGCAACAAGCGCUUCAAAAGCAGAGGUAGAGCAACCUAAGCUUUGCACUGGCUAUCUGUGUACAAGCAAAGAUUGUCAUAAACAUCAGGGCGUGAAUACUGUGUGUGAAAAUGAAAUCUCUGUUGAUACUCCAUCUUCAAGGAGUUGUGAAAGUACACAGGAGAAAAGUGUCAGCAGUGCUUUUCAAUCCAGACUGGUCCCCACUAAACAGGUAUCAAAAGAAACACCACUAGAUUGCACUAGCUCCUCUAAAAAUGAACCUGGUAUGCAGGAAAGUGAUGACAACAGUAUUUUGUUUUCAGGGAUUAAUGACACCUUACUGAAAAAAGUAUCCACUGAAGAAAAAUCCAGUUCAUUGUUGAAGUCUGCCUUUAAGAAAGACACUGACAUGCAAAAUUCAGACCAGGAACAGCCUAAUUUAAAUGACUUGGUUAAAUAUGACUGUAAAGGUCAAAUUUCAGAGACAUUUGGUAUGGAUAAAACUUCAGCAAAUGGUCGUGUUCCAUCUAGCUCUGAAAACCAGAGGGAUAUAUCCAACCCUGCUUCUCAGAUCAGGCCACUGUCAAUGAAGUGUGAAUCGAGUGACAGGUUGUUCCAAUUUUCAGAAUGUUUCAAGAGAGAAAACAAUUCAGUGGGGAAGAAAGGGGGGGACUGUGUGAAGACGGUUUCUGAAGAUAAUGCUUUAACAGACUCCCAGGUUGAUAGAGAACUCAGUAAAUUAUCUUUAGCUGCGUAUGCCAAAGGUGUCAAUUUUCCCUUUGAUUCAAGCCAAGAAAGCUCAGUACAUCAUAACGUAUGUGAUAUUAAAAGGAAAGUGAAAGGUGCUGUAAGAGCUUCCAAUGAUGGCCAAAGUACCAAGUCUCCCUGUGAUGCAGAUUGCCUUGACAAUCAAGUCAUUAUAAUUUCAGACUCUUCAGAUGAAGAAGAACAUGUGGCUGACAAGAAGGAAACAAAAACAACGAAUGAAAAUACGGCUCCUGAAAGGCAGCCUUCAACUUCCAGCUGCAUUUCUGAUGGCGAUAACAAAAUAGAAACAAAGACGCCAAGCUCUCCCUUGUCACUGGAAGACUGUGAGUCUCAGUACUUUGAAUUUGAAACAGAAGCGGAUGUCUUUUCGGUUUGGCAAGAUACUCAAGCGUAUGGUAUGGAAGCAACUCAAGAGUAUAAACAAGAUCAUGUUUCAGUAUUGGCUGAUAGUAGUAAUUCAGAUGGCUUACUGAACGAUCACACAAAUGAAUGGGGUUAUGAUGUGGAUUACGUAAGUGAUGAUACCAUGGAAGAAGAAGCAAACUUGGUAGAAAAACAGAUAGAAAAUAUUUCUCAUCAGAAAGAAGCUGAUACUACAAAAGAAGUAACUAGUUCAACAUUGCAAGAAUCUAUUAGUAAGGGAAAUGCAAAAGAUCAACUGGAGAAUUUUGCAGACAAAGGUACUGUUGCUAAAGACUUCACCCCGGACUCAAAAUUGACUGAACCCAGAGCAUCUACAUCUAACAUCUCAUUAGCUUCAAAGUUGGCUCUUAAGAAAAAUAGCACGAGCCCACGGAAGAAUACAGCAAAAUCUGAGGUAGCAAGAACUAUUCAAAGAAGUCCUAAAAAACCUCCUGUUCUUAAAACAGCACAAAAUAAAAAACUACUUCAAAGUACGUCAAAAAAUUCUCAACCUGGCAGGUCAAUGCCUGCUGUGGUUCCUCCAAGGAAAGUUCGGCAGUGUCCUGCACCAGCAUCAACCGUAGAAAAACUUGGUCUGAAGAAGGCACCCCGCAAAGCGUUUGAAUUAUCCCAGCGCUCUUUAGAGAGCCUAGCUCAAUUGCGCAGCUAUGGUAAAUCUGCAGGGAGAGUUGGAGUUACACAGAAACGGAAGAUUAAACUAAUUGCUCCUCAGAGUAUGUCUGUAAAACAUAAUAAUAAAAAAUUGCUAGCCUGUCAAGACCUUCAGUUUUUAAGGCAGACGAGGCCCAAAAAAAGUGUCAGAGUGAAAAAUGUUGCAGGAAGUUCUGAGAGUAGAAAUGAAAAAGUUAGCGAAGUGGAUGCAAAACCUAUGAAACAAAAGCCUGAAAGUUUUGAGCUGGCAUCUGUCGAAAGAUCUGUUGAAAACCAAAGAGAGAAAAAAAGGGAGGAGACUGUUUGUCCCUCUGCCAGUGAGAGAAAAUUUGAAAGCCUCUCUGUGGAGGAGGAGACAUGCGUCUCCAAAAUGCAUAGUUCUUCAGACUCGAACAGAAAAUCGGAGGAUAACAGUAUGAUGGUUCCUCCUGUACCUAUGGAUUCAAGUCUCUCUUCCGCUGCCCUUGUUGGACAUGAUAAAGAUGAACCUUCAGGAAAAGGUUGCGUUGUCCAGCCUGAGUGUGAGAAGGCAACUUCAAAAGAAAAUGGGUGUAAACCAAAUGAAAACGGUGAAGAUGAUGACGAUGAUGAUCUGUUUUUAACUCAGUUAGAUCCUGUGGAUAUGGAAUUAUGUUCUGAGGAGGAAAGUGUUCAAGGGAGUACUAUAGCUAGUAAAAAAACAGAGGAAAUGGGUACUACUGAAGGCCUUCAGCAGGGCGAAUCCUCGACUAUUGUGAAAUGUAAGUACAAGGACUGUAUGGAAAAAGUGGAAAAACCAGGAGAGUACUGUAGUAAGCAUUCAGCCACCAGCUCAGAAGCGGAUCACUCGUUUGCCAAACCUUCUCUCCUGCCACCUUCUAAAACAAGAAAGCCUUCCACUGCCAAAAUUUUCAGCUCAGCAAGUUCUUCACGGAAUGCAGCCUUCAGCAAGGAUCUUGAAGAUGUUAAAAAGCUACCGCCAGCUUCAAAAAGCAAAGUGAAUGCAGCGAAGCCGGCGGUGGUCAGGCCACCAAAUGCAAAGGCUGUACCGAUAGGAAAUCAAACGUGCAGGUCUCCAAGUUUCAGUAACGUACCUGAACCCUGUAUUUCUAAUAACGUUCUCCAGUCACAAUAUAGACAGAACGACAAUGCUUCAAAUAUUUCCAGAAGGCCUGGCCAAGAAGCACAUUUUCCUUCCUUUCUUGGUGCUCGGCAGCAUGAUCAUAAUAUUUUUGUUAAUGAAGUCCUAAAGUGGACGUACGAAAUGUUUGUGAACUCCAGCCAGUUUGGACCUCCAAGUAAUCUCCUGCAGUCUGUAGUAGCCUCUGUUCCUGUCCAAUUUCAGCAAUACAAUGACUAUUUUAAUACAUUUUUCCCCUUGAUGAUGCUAAAUGCCUUUGAAACACUGGCACAAGAGCGGACAGAAAACCAGGGAGCGAGGGAGAAGAGUUACUACUUCUGCUUACAGAAUUUCUGUGCUGAAUUGAAUACAGCAGAUUUUACAGCUCAUCUUCAAGAAAGUGAUUUGGCAAUGCAGCGUCAUCCAAAGGAGGAUGACUUAAUCUUUUUGGUGGUCCAAAAGAAAAAAGACACCUUUAGGGAAGAAAGUGACAUGGAGAACCAUACAGUGAAUCACGUUGGUCUUGUGAAAAAAUUUUGUCGUGCGCCUGGCUGUUUAACUAGACAAAAGGAGCAGCAUACAGUCUGUCAUCUUUCUGUGCAAACUCGAGGCAAUUUGUCAUUCUUCAUAAAUAAGCAAGUGAAGUGUGUGGUGGUUGGCUCCCUGGUGACCACACACCGAACAUUCAAAGGUCUACUACUAUUGAGCAGGAGUCCCCUGGCUAAACCCAUCAUUAAUCCAAGUUACGAUGACUUCUGUCCCAGAGAUUUGCCCAUAGCUUCAGAAAGUGCUGCGUCAGAUAUGAAUGCAUACAAUGAAAAUCAAAAGAGAGCUAUUGAGACAGCUUAUGCCAUGGUAAAGCAACAUCCAGGGCUACCCAAGAUCUGCCUCAUCCACGGACCACCUGGAACAGGGAAAUCAAAAACUAUUGUUGGACUUCUGUCUCGUGUUUUGGGAGAAAACACUAGGAAUGAGAAAGCAACUCAAAAAUCAAAUGCCAAGAUGAAGCCAAACCGUUUUCUAGUUUGUGCACCAUCAAAUGCUGCUGUUGAUGAACUCAUGAAAAAGAUCAUCGUUGCAUUUAAGGGAAAAUGCCAAAACAGACAGGAGCCUUUGGGAAACUGUGGUGAUAUCAAAUUAGUGCGACUUGGUGCUGAAAAAGCAAUCAACAGUGAAGUCCGGGGAUUUAGCCUGGAUAAGCAAGUUGAACACAGAAUGAAACGAAAGCCAGCUGACUGUGACCAGGAUAUUCAGAAGAAAAAAGCAGCUCUGGAUCAACAGCUGGACAUGCUGUCUCGUCAGCGUGCCAUGCACAGAUGUGAGAAGAGGGAGAGUCAAAUGUUAAAUGAUGAAAUUGGCAGACUUUCAAAGGAGAGACAACAGCUUGCUUCUCAACUAAAGGAGGUUCGGAGGCACUCUCAGAAAGUACAGGCAGGUAUCAUCUUGGAGUCCGACAUCAUCUGCUGCACGCUGAGCACAAGUGGAGGAAGUCUGCUGGAAUCCGCUUUUUGUCGGCAAGGACUUGAUCCUUUCAGCUGUGUCAUUGUGGAUGAGGCAGGGCAGUCCUGUGAGGUUGAAACACUGAUUCCACUGAUCCAUCGCUGUAAUAAACUUGUCCUUGUUGGAGAUCCCAAGCAGCUCCCUCCUACUGUAAAAUCAGUAAAAGCUCAGGAACGUGGCUACGAUCAGUCCUUGAUGGCACGCCUGCAGAGACACCUGGAGGAGCAAGUGCAGAAGAACAUUUUACGAAGCUUGCCGGUUGUGCAGCUGACUGUGCAGUACAGGAUGCACCCUGACAUCUGCCUCUUCCCAUCCAAUUAUGUUUAUGGCAGGACUCUAAAGACUGACAAAGCAACAGAAGAGAACAGAUGUUCUUCAGAAUGGCCAUUCCAGCCCUACCUUAUUUUUGAUGUCAGAGACGGUCGUGAGGAGCGAGACAGUGACUCUUUUAGUAAUCCUCAGGAAGUGAAGCUGGUGAUGGAAUUAAUUAGAACAAUUAAAGAAAAAAGGAAGGAUCUGGGUCUUCGUCGCAUUGGAAUAAUUACCCCUUACAGCGCACAGAAAAAGAAAAUUCAAGAACAACUGGACAGAGUGUUUAAGAAUAACAGCCCAGGCGAAGUGGACACAGUGGAUGCAUUCCAGGGACGAGAGAAAGACUGCAUCAUAGUGACGUGUGUCCGGGCAAACAGCACUAAAGGGUCAAUUGGGUUUCUGGCAAGUCGUCAGCGUCUGAACGUUACAAUUACCCGAGCCAGAUUCAGCCUCUUCAUCCUUGGAAGACUGACAACACUCAUGGAACAGAAGAGCUUUCGUUUAUACAAAUGUGCCUUGAGUUUUGCUUUUGCUGCUGCUUCAUCAGUUGUCCGUUUCUUGUUGCAGUGGCAACAGAAACUGCAGAUUAAAGCCUACGAGGUCUGUUUGGUCCCAGUGAGUCCAUGUGACGAAUAAUCAACAGCACUGUGGAAUCUUAGUCAAAGAUCUAGUUAACACUUAUUGGUAAUGACACUUGAGUUUCUUUGUAUAGAGCUUUUGGAGAUCUACAGAGAUAAAAAGGGCAAGCAGUUCAUUCUCGGUGUUAUUACUGGAUUCUUUCCACUGCGUUGAUGAAGAAUGUAUAACCAGUAAAACGGGGUGAAAAAACAAACUAUUUUUAAGAAAGCUUCCUCUCAUCGUAACAUUUCACAAUAAAAGUGGAAUUAUUUGUACUAAGAAUGCCUUUGGGUCACUGUGAAGUAUCGCUUUCUUUUUCUGGAGUACGUGUCUGUCUCAAGGAGGUGAGACGCGUGUUCAGGUGCGCAGAGUUUUGCAUGGAGAUAGCCUAGCCCGCUUCUGCCUGAGAAUGCGGCACCUCGCUAUGUUAGUACAAGUUGGGUGUAUUGUGAGCGGGCCAGGUUGCUAUCUCCGUGCAUCGGUGUUAAAAUACUGCCUGCUAGGAAGCGGGCAGUAUCCUGCUGUCUCUUGCUAACUGACUUAUGCUCAACCAAUAUGAGGGUGGUGGCUUUCCCUAAGCAAAUGAGCUGCCAGACUUCUCUGGCCAGAAUUUAGCCAUAAUCUUUAGUUAGUUUCUGUCCCGACGCGUUCAUUGCAAUGAUUAGUGUUAGCUUUGUCCUUUGAACCCACUGCCGAAGAGGUACGUGCGAUCCAGUGCAGGGAAAUACAGGUGCCUUACCGUACGAAACAUCAGGUAGUGGUUCAAACUGUAAUUGCUGGUAAAACUUACAUCCUUAAUGCAUCCACCCCCGAAUUUGCUUUGCUGGUACUCGCUGCACUGUAGGUGUGUUGGGAGGCUUUUAGUUGCCGUCUGUGACUGUCCAGCUCACUGUGCUGCGUAGUACAGAGCAUUUUAAGGUAAUAGGGGAGAAUCUUUGAGAUGCCUAUGAAGUGAAAUCAGAAUAUGUGCAUUGUUUAGCUUUAGUUAUUUGUUAUGUUGCAAUCUUAAUGGCUUCAGUGAACCCUGACCACGUCUUGUCAGCAGUAUAUGCACUUACAAAACUGCUGUGACUCUUCCUUGAUGUUGUGUACCUUGUGUGAGAAGGAAGGCCGCUUGAAUGAAUCCGUGACUGUCACGAAUCGGACGUUUUGGUCGCUCCCGCAUCACAUACUCCGUGCCCUGUGUGUUAUCUCCCUUUAUGUUAACAGGAAUAUUUAAAAAUACUGUCAUCUUUCAAACCUCUUGGCAGGGCUGUGCUGACCUGCCUGCUGUUUCUACUUAGCACAUUUAAAAAGGCUGCUAUUCUGCGAGCAGCUGUAGGAUGUUCCUAUAGCUGUGGAAGCCAUUUAGACUGUCUCAAUGUAAAGAAAGUGAAGCUGGCGACAGUGUGAAUGAGGAAAUGCUUUUCUGGCCAUUAAAUACAAUUUUGUCCAAAGAAUGUUUCUCUGAAACUUUUCUUCUAGCUCGCUUUCUCCUUAAACAAUCUGCAUUUCAAAAUGUGUUCUUCUGAGCGCUAUGCUUACCACAUGCUGGAAGGAGGUUUGUUUCAACAUUUCAUUUUUCUUGUAUUAUGUACACAGCACAUAGGUCAUGUACUCUACAACACCUGUAUCUUCCCAUAAAUCAGCUUUGAGGCAUGGUCAGUGGCUCAAACUGUUUUGCUUAUUUAAUACUAGAUUUAUCUGACUUAAGUUGUCAAUCUCUCAGUGGUAGCUUACUGCUACCAUAUCAGUCUGUAUCGUUAAUGGUGUAUUCUUGAAUAAAAAAAA
Pygoscelis adeliae (Adelie penguin) is the source of this 9852-nucleotide messenger RNA. It is a transcript of the gene SETX, whose product is annotated as senataxin. Lineage: Eukaryota; Metazoa; Chordata; Aves; Sphenisciformes; Spheniscidae. Gene Ontology annotation, biological process: termination of RNA polymerase II transcription. Gene Ontology annotation, molecular function: transcription termination site sequence-specific DNA binding; helicase activity. Gene Ontology annotation, cellular component: nuclear body. The record is from RefSeq and is a predicted model, not a curated record.